Eutrema salsugineum is the source of this 2175-nucleotide messenger RNA. Its product is annotated as hydroxymethylglutaryl-CoA lyase, mitochondrial. Gene Ontology annotation, molecular function: hydroxymethylglutaryl-CoA lyase activity. NCBI's taxonomy places the organism in Eukaryota, Viridiplantae, Streptophyta, Magnoliopsida, Brassicales, Brassicaceae. Bases 595 to 2052 code for a protein of 485 amino acids. The record is from RefSeq and is a predicted model, not a curated record. Gene Ontology annotation, biological process: L-leucine catabolic process; ketone body biosynthetic process. The transcript is spliced from 9 exons. Gene Ontology annotation, cellular component: mitochondrion.
AGGACCUACCAACCAGAAUUUAGAGGAGAUAAAGUUGCCGCGUCCUUCUUCAUCUCCCAAAUCCAACGCCCCUCCUUGAUUUCGCCAUCUUCUUCACGGCACCGGAAAAAACGAAACCUACUGCCUGAAAAUCUUCAUCGAAUCGAAUCCUCCGGAGCAAAUUAAUCCCUCUUUUUGGCCGUACUUCAGGCUGAUCAAAUUCAUCAUCUCCUUGGCCAUUUCGAUCCUUUCUUCGUUGGUAAAGUUUAUCUCUCUUAAUCUGAUCUAUUUCCUGUUUUUUUCUGCUCUGAGACGCGGAUUUAAUCUUUAAAUUUGCUUCCAUUGCGUUUCUGUUGAACGAGAUUGAUGUAUAGAUUUCUAAUGAUUCAUGGAUUUUGAAUAGUUCAUACUUCUUUUUGUGGUCGAUGAUAUUUUGCUGAUAUCUCUGCCAGGAUUUGAACAUUCCUUUUUAGAAAAUCUGUAUGAGGUUUCGGUGACGUUUUAUCAAAUUGUUCAUUGUUUCAGUACAAGUUUGGUGAUUUUUAUAGGAAAAAAAAGAAGAAAUAGAACGUAAUUUUCUUUUGUGACAUCUUUUCUGGUAUAUUGGAACGUAUUAUGAGCAAUGGAUCUGACAAUUUUCUCCAGAAAACCCAAAUUAUUGCUGAAAUGCAGUGGAAUGGGGUGAGAAGAGCCCAUUCUUUAUGGUGCAAGAGUCUAACAAACAACACUCAUUUGCAUCAUGCUUAUAUUCCAGUCUCGCACUUUGUCACCAUGUCGAGUUUAGAGGAGCCGCUAGCCUUUGACAAGUUGCCAAGUAUGAGUACCAUAGAUAGGAUUCAGAGGUUUUCAUCGGGUGCUUGUCGGCUCAGGGAUGAUGUCGGCAUGGGACACCGAUGGAUCGAGGAAAGAGAUUGCAGCACGUCAAACAGUUGCAAUGAUGAUGAUAAAAGCUUCGGUAAAGAGUCAUUUCCGUGGAGAAGGCAUACUCGGAAAAUAUCUGAAGGAGAACAUCUACUAAGGAAUAUUUCAUUCUCAGGAAGGAAUUCCACAGUUUCUGGGACUUUAUGGGAAUCCAAAAAUUUUCAGGAGCAUAAGUAUCACACAAUUAGCAAUGAGAAUGGCAUAUCACAUUCAAGUAACAAAAUUGUUAGAGGUGUACCGAAAUUUGUGAAGAUUGUAGAAGUUGGUCCAAGGGAUGGCCUGCAGAACGAGAAAAAUAUAGUACCCACAUCUGUCAAGGUGGAACUAAUUCAGAGAUUAGUUUCUUCCGGAUUGCCUGUUGUUGAGGCUACGAGUUUUGUAUCACCUAAAUGGGUUCCCCAGCUUGCAGAUGCAAAGGAUGUAAUGGAUGCAGUAAGUACUCUAGAUGGGGCUCGACUGCCAGUUCUAACACCAAAUCUGAAAGGAUUUGAAGCGGCUGUAUCUGCAGGUGCUAAGGAAGUUGCAAUCUUCGCUUCUGCUUCUGAGUCAUUCUCCUUGUCAAAUAUCAACUGUACCAUUGAAGAGAGUCUCUUGAGAUUUCGUGCUGUUACCACUGCUGCAAAGGAGCAUUCGAUUCCUGUCCGUGGGUAUGUAUCUUGCGUUGUCGGGUGUCCAGUAGAGGGAGCCGUUCCACCCUCAAAAGUGGCUUAUGUUGCGAAAGAACUCUAUGAAAUGGGCUGCUUUGAGAUUUCUUUGGGUGACACAAUUGGAAUCGGCACUCCUGGUUCUGUGGUUCCCAUGCUUGAAGCCGUGAUGGCAGUUGUGCCAGCAGAGAAGCUUGCUGUUCACUUCCACGAUACCUACGGGCAAGCUCUUGCAAACAUAUUGGUGUCUCUCCAAAUGGGAAUAAACAUAGUAGACUCAUCAGUCGCUGGAUUAGGCGGUUGCCCAUAUGCAAAAGGAGCUUCAGGAAAUGUAGCCACAGAAGAUGUGGUUUACAUGUUGAACGGUUUAGGCGUCCAAUCCAAUGUCGAUUUGGGAAAGCUUAUAGCUGCUGGAGAUUACAUCAGCAAGCAUCUUGGCCGUCCAAACGGUUCCAAGGCUGCCGUUGCCCUCAACCGUCGGAUCACAGCUGAUGCCUCCAAGAUAUGAGUGUUUAUAAGAGGAUUCACAUAUCUAAAACUCUUAUGAAUAUGAUACGAAAGAGAAAGUGAAUAUAACUUUUAUAUAAAGAUGAUAUAUGAAUGGUUCAUUGGUAUAAAUGAUGCAUUGGAA